Molecule: messenger RNA, 1362 nt
Organism: Aspergillus mulundensis
Lineage: Eukaryota; Fungi; Ascomycota; Eurotiomycetes; Eurotiales; Aspergillaceae
Gene: rtt106
Product: putative negative regulator of DNA transposition (Rtt106)
Exons: 4
Coding region: 1-1362 (453 amino acids)
Molecular function (GO): nucleosome binding; histone binding
Source: RefSeq, a predicted model, not a curated record
AUGGCCUUUGCCACGAUAAAUUCCGCUCCUCCGACACAGGCCUCAGCAACAACAACUCAAAUCGCUGCGAUUGAGAAUGCCUUUGGCGCUGAGCCCGCCCUGAAGAAGCGAAUCUACGAUGCGAUCGGAUCCAUCCCCCAAUAUUCCCCUCUGUUCGAAGACAUUGCUCGAUAUACCUGCGGUUUGCGGACAAGAAAUGCGAAUCCCGUCCAGCCUAUCCAAAUCCUUCAAGACGAACCCGUCGCGAAAAAGCGCAAGCUCGAGAAUGGGACCGGGGCUGGGAGCACUCAAUCACUGGUCGAUCUGAAAACGCACAAUGCUUUACAGUUCUACAUGCAAGAUGUAUCGUUUGCCAUGCCGCAGCGAAAAAAGUUGACACUAGAGGUUACGGCGGGAAACAAGUAUCUUCGGGCACGGAACCAGGCGUCGAAGGAAGUGGAGUUUGGCGUGCCGCUGAAUAAAAUCCAACAUGUUUUGUGUCUGCCCGUGCCGGAAAAGAGUCAGCGACAGUUCAACUUCUGCGUUAUUCCCCAGUAUGCCGAUGGAAUUAACCCCCCUCCGGAGGGCGAGCCUGCCCCUGAGGCAAUUAUGUGGACGGUCAAUAACGGGCCUGCGAAGUCCGCGUUCUCGGGACAUGGCCAGCAGAUUGGGAUCGGUGACGGGGAGACGUCUGAGAGUCUGGUGCGCCGGGUGCUGGAUGAGAAUCUGUCACAUAUACGGGUUGUACGCCCGGAUGCGCAGGAGUUCGUCAGCGCCAUGCUGGAGGCGCAUCGCAAGGGGGAGAAGGCCUAUCAUAUCAAGGCAUUCCGUGGCAGUAAAGAAGGAUAUCUCUUUCUUCUGUCCACGGGGAUCUUCUUCGGUUAUAAGAAACCUUUGCUUUUCUUUGCCUUUGAGAACAUCGAUUCUAUAUCUUAUACCUCUGUCCUUCAGCGGACCUUCAACCUGAACGUUGUAGCGCGGGCCAUUGGCAGUGACGAAACGCAAGAGUUUGAAUUCUCCAUGAUCGAUCAGGCGGAUUUUUCCGGUAUCGACAGCUACAUCAAAACGCAUGGCUUGCAGGAUGCCAGUCUCGCGGAAGCCCGUCGCGCAAAGCGCUACAAUAUCAACGGCGCAAAGACGGAAGAAACUGCUGAGGCCGACGCCCAAGGUGCCGAGGGCGAGCUGCAGAAAGCUCAGCGCGAACUAGAAGACCAAGAAGACGAAGAAGAGGAGGACUAUGACCCCGGCAGCGAGGGGGAGAGCGAGGGAAGCGGUUCUACCAGCGAAGAAGACUCAGACGAAGACCAGGAUGACGAUGCAGACGGGAAUCUGGUAGACGAGCUGGGAAGCGAAGCGGAAGACAUUCCGGAAGAUGAUUUGUAA